Mercenaria mercenaria is the source of this 7699-nucleotide messenger RNA. RefSeq lists its product as uncharacterized. The record is from RefSeq and is a predicted model, not a curated record. The transcript is spliced from 3 exons. The coding region runs from base 533 to 2659 and encodes 708 amino acids. Lineage: Eukaryota; Metazoa; Mollusca; Bivalvia; Venerida; Veneridae.
UGAUCGGCGUUGACUGCUUGUGUUAAGGCGGUAAAGUAACGGAUGCUGCCUCAGUAUCAUAUAAGAGUCACAAAUAGUUCUUGUAGCUUAGAAAAGUAGAGAACACAUUUUAUUAGCAAACAAAUACUGGUGUUUUUAGAUACGGAUAGAAAAUAUUCUUAAACAGCGGAAUUUUUAUUUGGAGUCUAGCCGUUUACAUAAUUUUUAAAUAUAUUUCUCUCAGAUACUAAUACAUUGAACAAUCAUUUUGAUUGGACCAAUAAUAUCAGACCGCUCUUUAUUAUUAGGCGGACUGCUACGGGAUAAAACACUUGCUUAAAAGGAAGGAUUGUUAACAUAAAUACUCAUAGGAUCUUCAUAAAGAUUUUAUUAUUUAAUGUAUAUGUGUUUAUAUAUCCAUUGAAAGUGACGUUUUCUUACUACGUGCUUGAUUCGAGAAAUUCCUAAUGAAACACUUUCAUAACACAAGAAGCAGAUAAACUUUGGAUACAUUACUCUCACAGAACACUGAAAACAAGAGAAGAACCAACGAAUGAAAAUGGCGAAUGCAAGGGUAACACAAUUCCAACCGACACCUUUCAUGAACAAUUGCUCAAGAAUUUUCAUAAAUUAUACCAUUUAUAUUUUUCUCAUAUACGUCAUUUCCGGUGUAGGUAAAGCAUGUAAAUUUCCACGUUAUUUGGAAACAAGCGCCAUCUGGACAGCAACACAUAAUGACAAAAGAACAUUACAAGGCUACUUCCAAGGAAAUUUAAUGAAGGCCUCUCGUUGUGAUACGGAAGGAAACUGUUUUGAAUACACGAGAAAGUGUCUUUUAAGACAAAAUAACAAUAAGUUUGAGGUACAACAUAAUUCAAGAGGGGGGAGCAAACCCCCAAUGUAUUUGUGCAUGCAAAUUCUACAAAGGGGUAGAAGUAUCAUUCAAAUACGAGAGUCACAGGAACUCUAUUUUCGUAGUCCUAAUGCCUGUGACGAUAACCAUUUAAUUCUUGACAAUUGGCCUAUGGUUACAACAGAAAACUUCGACGAACAAAAGAUUACUUGCCCAUUUUCUGGUGGAUAUAAUAUCAGGUUACAUACGUCCGAUAAAACGCCCAAAUGUGACCGUGAAAUAAUUCCAGCACGACUUGAAAGCGAAUGUGAAGAAGGUGAUGGAAUGACAAUUAAUUUUCAUAAUCGCGAUUGUCUAGAAAAGGAUCUUGAAAUGAAGGUUAAACAAUCAUUUUACUGCGCAGCCACGUGGAAGCACGGAAAUUACACAUUCGUGAUACUGAGGCCACAGAAUGACGACUUUAAAGCCUGGUGUAUGCGAAUUACAGGUACAGAAUUUUCAAAACCAAUUGAACAUGGGCAUUUAUUUGUUGACCUUGUGUGUGAUCCAGGUGAUGGAAAUGGUAAUAUAAGAGAAACGUCAAACUAUUUAUAUUUAGAAUUCACCCAACGCAUUAUUAGUUCAACAUGUGCAGACUCGUAUGCGAGGAUUUGCGACGACAGGCGGCUUUGUGAGUUAAACGACGAAACAUACUCCAUGAACUGCCGACGAUUUUGUAACUAUUGUUCCGGUGAGCAAAAUCAAUGUACGUUCCCUGGACAUUUCCAAGGUAGCUGGGUUGGAAACAGUCACGGAGAACAGAACGAGGUGAGGAUAUCUUACUAUGAUGUUGAUAUAAGUGGUACGGGCCAGUUUCAGUGUCAUGAAUCAGAGGGCCAUGACUUUGAAAACAAAACGAUGCUUCUUCAGACAUUCUCAAAUGGCUGCUAUCCUAGAUACGCGUGCUUUGAAGGGAAGAAAGUGUCUUCGUCCAUACUUGAGUAUCGUCUUGGAAACCGUAUCAGCUGGCCAGUGAACAAUUGGGACUCGCUUAAAGAGGAUGUAUGUGCUGAUCAAAGGUUUGAGCCAAGUGCUAGAGACAGAGAAAAGUUUGGAAGGGGUAUAGAAGAAAAACCAACGACAAUUUUAGUUGAUAUGAAACAUCAUUUCUCGGUAAACUGCAAUUUACAAAAUUGGCCAGGUGUGUUGGAAAAUCGAUUGUAUAUACAAGAAGAGAAUGUAUGUACAUAUUGUUUUGUAUAUGACGCUAAUAAGCACAGUCAACAGAAAUUUAUUGCUCAGCCUUUCAACUGUACAUCCGGAAAAACUCUUGACCGGAAGGAUUAUCAUUGCUUAGGUGUGUUUCCGCAAGAUGAAAACACACACGCAGUAGUUACGCGCACGGUGCAUGUGCACCAAGAGUAUCUUUGCUGGGUGUUCGUGCAUGAAGAUGACCAUGAAUACAGAGCUGGAAUAAUUUAUGUUCUAGAUGCUACAAAUUGUAACAAAGUUGCUAUUAACGCAGUAAGGGAGGGGAGUUUAGAACCAAAGAGGACGCUGACGAUAAAUCGAGCAAAAUGUCCGUAUAUUGACCAGCUUUUGUCAACGACGCCUCCAGUAUUUCAUCGCUCGACUCCAAAGCACCGAAAUACAACCGAACAAAAACGCUCAUCUACCACGUUUUAUAAUACAGUGUAUCCUACUAGGAGCAACCAGAAUCCGUACCAGACGACGGUUCGGCCGCCAAUGUACGGUCCAAUUGGAAGUUCUGCUUUCCGAAUUGAUAUUUACAAUAGCAUUUUUACUUUAUUUGUUUACAUAGUGAUAUGUUUAAGAGUUUUGACAUAGUAUAUGACGGUGAUAUAGAUUUGAAAUUUGUAUUUGUAUCUGCAAUACUCAUGAUAAGUCGACCAUUUCUUUAUGGCAUUCUUCUGUAUUAAGACGUAUUAUACAGGCGUGUAUUUAAAUAUACAUGUACAGAUAUACGUCAGAGGGAUCAAUACUUGACAAUUCCAAGGUAAAACUGCACAACAGUGAUAAUACAGUUACGUCUCAACUGACUAUAAUUAAAAUGAUAUGUACAAUAUAUGUUUUAACAUGUUUUCUAUUUCUUUUUAUUGACACUAUGUAACAUACUAACAUUCAUAAUUUAGAAAAGUUAAUCGCAUGAUUGAAAUACGACAGGUCACUUAGAGCAAGAAUGUAUGGCAAUGUCAAAACGGACUUUGAAGUUUCUUUCAAAAAUCAGGAUAUGUAUUGAUACAAAGAGGAAAAUGUAACUGCUUCAUGGAAUACUGUAGUCAUUUUAAUGAUCUAGAAAAUUAGUUUUUCGACUGGAUGACAUUUUGAAACGAUAUUUGUUCGUGUAUCAUUGUUACUCUGUACCGUGUUUGGACAUGUCUGGCAUGCCACUUAUUCUAAGAGCACCGUCUUGAUAAAAGAAAUUUAGCAGCACCGCUAUAUUGUAUUGAAAACAGACGAUGGUUCACCUUUUAUACUGUCUGUGGACAUGUCAGGCACCUUUGAAUACUGUUGAAAAAAUGAAAGAGCAUCGUCUUGAUAGAUAAAUGAAAUUUAGCUGCACUGCUUUUUCGCAUUAUUUAUAGACAAUGGUCUUAAUUUGUUGUAAAAAAUAUAGUUAAUAUUUAAAACCUGUUGCUGAACACGCAAUCGAAAUUCAUCUUAGAAUACUUGAAAGAAAUGGUAUGCCAAUUGUUUUCUUGCUAAGUCUGGUUCAAUUCUAACCGAUGUCUUUAAAUUGUAAUUUUGUACAUGUAACAUGUACAAAUAUUGAGAUCUGCUCAACACAGGGCUAGAUGUAAUGGACGAUAGCAUUCAUGCUCACUAUGGUCAUGCACAGGCUUAGUCAACUAAUCCAGCAACAUUUCUAUUUUUGUCGUGUAGGGUGGCCUGUUGAGUUUCUACUUUCUCUAUUUUAAAUCAUUAUAUCUGUUUUAGUGAGUGAGUUGGGUUUUACGGCGAAUCGACACAAAAUGGUCAUAUAUCGCCGAAUAUCUGUUUUAAAACAAUAUGUGUAAAAAGGGGAAAGAAACAGCUUCUGAACACGGAAUACAUACUACGCCGAAUUGUUUUAAAAAGAUAAGACCCCUUCGUUUUAAAUAUUGCAUAUUUCGUUUAGAAUGAUAUUCAUUCUUUCUUUUAAAAAAAUACCUCGGUCUCAUAAACUACCCAAUGACAAACGGAAUACUAUACAUAUUACAUAUGUAGAUAAAGUACAACAUUGUUAAUGUAAAUAACGAAAAAUAUUGGUCUGUAGAUAUAUACUAUAAAAGGGAUGUAAAUAGGUAACUAUAUUGGGAAAUAUAUUUGAAAUGAGCAAUUUUGAAGUGUUAAACAUGAGGAAUAUUUUUAUUUUAUUUUGUGGAAUGUACAAAUGAAUGUUAAGUUUGGAUAAUAAGUGAGCACGUGAACAUAUGUGUUUGUCUAUUUAACUUGUGUAAGAAAGACUUGCAUGCAUGUAUAGAUAUGAAUGAAAGCUGUUAUUACUUGAUUUGUCAUAGAGCCGUGCCAUGAGAAAACCAACAUAGUGGCUUUGCGACCAGCAUGGAUCCAGACCAGCCUGCACAUCCGCGCAGUCUGGUCAGGAUCCAUGCUGUUCGCUAACAGUUUCUCCAAUUCCUAUAGGCUUUAAAAGCGAACAGCAUGGAGCCUGACCAGACUGCGCGGAUGCGCAGGCUGGUCUGGAUCCAUGCUGGUUGCAAACCCACUAUGUUGAUUUUCUCAUGGCACGGCUCAUAUAAUGUUUACGGUAAUCUGUACGUGUAAUACUUGUUAAGUUUUCUACAUUCUAGUAAUUAUCUUUCUGAUAUAUAAUAUUAAUAUCACAUGUAAAUUUUCAAAUUUUAUCUAAACAUUGUACGUUUGUCUUACAUUGUUUUGACACAUAUGAAUAUCAUAUAUUUCUUGCAGAUUGCUUUCAUUAGCUGAGAAUACAGAAAUAGGCUGCUUUUUAGUUCAUGGAUAUCAAAGAGUUGCGUUCAAUAUUUGUGAAAGUAAACUGGCAAUGAUCAAAAAGUAUUGCCGACAUUCCAAGUAUGCAAAUUCCCCGAAACGAAAUGGUGUAUCAAUGAUAACCACUUACAGAACAGAAAAUGGACAAAGUGAAACAAUAGACCUUUUUACACAAAGCUAUUUGCUUAGCAACGGGAAACAAUUUUCGCGCAUGCGCACUCUGCGUAGGUCAAAAAGACAUGACUGCACAAUAUAAAUUACGUUAGAGAUAUAUUGUAUUUGAUCUAUUCGAUCAAUAAUGAGUUUGUUUUAUAGUAAAUAUCCACCGAAAGACAAAGGAAAAUAUAUGUAGAUCUUUGCAAACCCACAGCUUUAACUAAUUUGCAUUAUCAUUGAUGUUUUUGGAUUAAUGGAGUAUUCAUUCGGCAAUUUUGAUCUCGACAGAUUUAGGUUAAGAAAAAUGAUAUUUUCCAUGAAUUUAUAUAGAGUAAUAACAAAGAUUUUGUUUUAUUUCCUAACGUGAUCUCCCAUAACUUACCACGUGUCACAAUUAGCUUACAUGAUACUUGAAAUGUAAUAAUUAAAAGUCGAAGUUGAAAAUAAAAUGUUCAAUUAAUAAAGUUCAGUCUUUGGUUUUGUAUCCAAUUAUACUCAAGCGGGGAUCAAUUCAUUCAGUAUUCAAAUAAUAAUAAUAAUAAUAAUAAUAAAAUGAAAAUAAAAAAUAAAUAAAUAAAAAUAGGAAACAAAUAUAAAAAAUAAUCAUCUUAAAAUUUUUAUUUUUUGUUUAAAUUGUUUCUUCGAUUUGAAAGUUUUUAUUUGACAUUAUCAAAGUGGUUCGAAUGGUGAAUGCAGCGGUCAGAUUUAAUAGAGAGGGGGCGGGUAGCGGGGAGGGGUGUUCUACACUUACAUUCUUUAUCUGUUCUAUUCUUUGCGGAAUUCAAGUUUAUCAUAAUUAUUCUAUUAAAUCACGGAUAAUGACUUCUUGCGCGAUACAUUUUCAAUAUGAAAAUGAUCCAGCAUGUUAACAUAGAAAUAAAAAGAGAUAGAGAUUUAUAUCAGGUAUUUUCCUUCAGUGUGUAGUUAUAGGCCUUGAUUUGAUUAAUAUCUUACCAAUUCAGACUUUUUGUUACUACACUUUAUCGUUUUAAAAGGAAAUGUCCAUUAAAGUUCCAUAGUAUAUUCUUGUCAAUUUAUUAAAUACUAGAUGUCACGUGAAAUGUUCAUUUAUUUUAUAUUCACAAACAGCUCCGCCACGUGAUAUAUUAAUCUGGGUGCAUUCAUGACCGAAUGCAUUAAUGUUUAUUAUACCUCACUUUUGUCUACAAUGGUAAAAUCCCAUUACCCGAAAAGGAGAUAUUUUGACUAUCAGAAACAUUUUCAGUCUUUCUGACACGUGACCAAGCGAAAGUGACUGCCAGGUCAUGUGACCGCGCUGAUAUUUUGAAUGUCAUAUAAGGGCAAUAACUGCUUCAGGUUUUUAGCCAUAUGAUUGCGUCCCUUGUACACAGUGUCAUAUUGUAAUGACGUCGCUAUUCAGUGUGUACACAACUGAUUACCGGCAGAAUGUCACCACUCGGCUAUCGCCUCGGGUGACAUUCUGCCCUCGGGUUGACAAUAUCAAUGUCACACACGCUGCCAUAUGGUAUUUAUAUAAUAUCACAUCAAAGCCGUCUUAUUUGCUUCGGUAAAUUUUAUGGUCCGCUCUAAUUAGGAGACACGCACGAUAUUAAGUUACGGCUUGAUUAUCCAGGUGAUUAACCUAUGUUUUAUCAUGUCAAUUGCAUAAUAGUUACGCAAUGAUUUCGGGUAUAUCACUUAAAACAGCAACUUCAGUGGCAUGGAGCUGCGACCCCAAAGUAUGUAGAUGUCAUUUAAGACGGAGAAAAAUAUAUAUAACAACUAUUUGAAGUUGUGGGAAAAAAGAUAUAAUGAAAAAUAUGAAAAUUUUAAAUGUAAGGAACAAGUUUUAUAUUGGUAUUAGGUGUGGAAACGCUUGUUCUUUUCUGACGAAAAUAAGAAUAAAGCAGGCUUUUCAGGUAAGCUAUGAUUAAUUAACAUACAGGUCUUUAAUCAAAGUAUACUGUAUAAUAAAUUACUUGACUGAAAUUAUCCAAUUCGUAAUAAAACGAUAAUUUUACAUAGGUUUCCUUAUCGUUGAGAGUCCUUUUGCCACACGUAAAGAGCGCAUGCGCGUUAAAAUCAAAACAUCCCCGGCUUAGCAUAGCAACCGAUAACUUGUGUAAAAACAUCUAUUAGACAAGAUUGGAUAGUUUGAACCUAUCAAUGGUACGUAAGUGAUGCCGCCGAUGGAUAAAAAGAUAUUAAUGUAGCAUUUAUUUUCUAAAUACAUUUUGUUUCAUACCUGUAGGAACUGAAUGUGUCAAGAAUCUAUCCAACAACGCCUUGUGUGUCACACUGUAUUUUCCAUUUUGUUAUGUUUUGUUCAUAGAUUUAAAUAUGAUUUUAUUACCAAAAUGUAACAUUUAUUUCCUCGUUUAUGUUUGAUGGUGUAUAAUUUCCUAGAAUCGUACAUUUACAUGAAUUGUGUAUAUUAAUUGAUUAUGUAUACAUUCUUCAAAUUGUACUGUGAUCAAAAUACAGAUGAUAAUAUUGAAAAUGAAUGUCAGCAACUUCACAGCAGACGUCGGUAAGAGAUACAAAAUAAUCAUUCAAACACCCUGUUUAUUAUAGAAUAACCGACGGCAACGAGCAGAACUUACAUUAAUCCUUUAAAUUAAAUAUCUAUCGUUAUUAGCUUUUGCAUAAUUUUAUUACAUAGUUUGAGUAAAAUUAAAAUUUAACAGUUAUGUGAAUAACUGAAGAUGCUAUCAUGUUGAUAUUUUGUUUCUUAGAACUAUUUCAUUUUUUCUGAGAAAUGUACAUUUGAAAACCUAUUAAAUGCCUUGAUAUACAAUA